GAUUUUGGAAUUAUAUUUUUGUAUAAGCGUGUGGACAAGAGGUAUUAAAACAAAGUUUAAGCAUUCUGAUGCGUUGCUUCGAAAGAAACGAAGACUGUCUUCUGGAAACGACAAAUUCGUUGUAAGAGAGACGAUUUGGACGUUUCCUGUACAGCUCAACUUUGAAGAACACUACCGUCAGCGUGAAGCCAAUAAUGCAACGUCAACUUUCAUGGGGAGAUACAUAACAUUUCAGGAUCUCCCAGAAAACUCAAAUGAGUAUCCAACCCGCCUCGCCGAUAACGGUUUUUUUUAAUAUUGGAGAUGGAAUAGUUGAAUGUUUCAGUUGUCACUGUAGGCACAACAUAACUGACAAUGAGCAGAGUCUAGAAAAUUUCCAUUCGCAAACAUGUAAACAUCGCAUUCAGUAUGGACAGAUGCUGCAAUUGCAUGAAAGUUCAAAUACCGAUAUCUGCUUUGAAAAUGUAAAUCAACACGAUGAUGAUGAUAGGACAGAUUAUGCACACGAAGAAAAUCGCUUCCUGUCCUUUCAGACUAGUCCCUUUGACAACAUAAACCAAAACAGAGACUUCGCACGUGCAGGAUUUUAUUAUAAAGGGUCUGGCGACAUAUUAAAAUGUUACUAUUGUGGUGGAGAAGUCCGCAACUGGGAACACAGGAUGGAUCCUUGGGCAGAACAUGCCCGUUGGUAUCCGCGUUGUCAUUUCUUGCGUGAACAAAAGGGCGAGGCCUUUAUCGAACAGUUCCGUAUAAACGUUCUUCAGCAGGUUUCCAUACGGAACACUGAAGUGGCUGAAGGUUAUCAAGAACACGCCGAACAAGGAGCUGCUGCUGUCCCUGACAUGAGCCCAGAGAUGUCUCCCAAUUCUGGAAGGGUACCAAUACAAUGCAUCGUGUGUCGCAGGAGGAAUCCCGAUAUAUUAUUUCUUCCUUGCAGGCAUUUAAAAUGUUGCGCCGAGUGUGCUCAUGAUCUCAGAAGGUGUAUGGUCUGUAGCAGAAGAAUCGUUGAAAAAAUUCCUGUUUAUCUCCAAUAAACUAGAUUUAUCAAUUAUGAACGACACCAAAAACCUUUAAUUGAAGAUACAAUAUCACUGUUGUACAGAGAACACAAUGAAAUUUCUGUUGGACUUUUAUCCUUAAUUAUAAAAAGGAAAACAUUUCCAUGCAGCAUAUUUUCUUCUUGCAGAUGGUAUGGUAAAAAUUAUUGUACACGUCAUGAUCAUUUCGCAACGUCCGAGGAAAGUCAUAUUUUGCUCCAUUGACGUUACAUUCUUCUUACGUCACCCAAGUGUCAUAUACGAAUUCUUAGCGCAUUUACACAGCUGAAUUUGUAUUUAUAAGUAACUACUGUUUAGUAAAAAAUUCUGAAUACACAAUACAUUUUUAUAGUAGAGAUUUUGCUCUAUAUCUUAUAGCUUCGUUUCCCUGUUCUUUUAUAAAUGAACGUCACGUCCCGGAUAAACUUCGGUGGACAAAUCGAACACCGUGAUAAAUGACGUAUGAUCAUGCAUAGACUUAUAGUUUUUUUCCUACAUGUUUUAUGCGAAAAAAAAAUGCACAUACCUAUUACAAACAUUUUACUAUCAUGAUCACACUGAUUUUUAGACAUGGCUGAGAGUUGGACGUAAUAUCAGACAGAAAUGUGAUAAAAGUAAUAAUUACGUCACAAGUUGGACUAUGAAGCUAUAUGCUAUAAAUACUCUUUUUACUGUUAAAUCUUUAUUUACCCUUUUCAGAGCAAGUCAAUUCGACCAACGCCUUUCAAACUUAAAACGACGGCAACGUAAAAGCGUUUACGUGUAAUACCAAAAUUAUGAAAUGGUUUUAUUUCACUUCCGCGACGUCAAACGUGUGAUAAGAUGUCCUUAUUUCUCUGUUUCACUCAUCACUGAAGAUUUGCAUAUAUAAUUGACUUGAUGGAGGUGCGAUUUGGUGUGUUUUGUAUAUAGUUUUGUGCAUAAAUAAAGCAACA
Messenger RNA from Mercenaria mercenaria, 1972 nucleotides. Its product is annotated as baculoviral IAP repeat-containing protein 7-A-like. The transcript has 4 exons. Gene Ontology annotation, molecular function: cysteine-type endopeptidase inhibitor activity involved in apoptotic process; ubiquitin protein ligase activity. Gene Ontology annotation, cellular component: cytoplasm; nucleus. Gene Ontology annotation, biological process: regulation of cell cycle; negative regulation of apoptotic process; positive regulation of protein ubiquitination. The record is from RefSeq and is a predicted model, not a curated record. Lineage: Eukaryota; Metazoa; Mollusca; Bivalvia; Venerida; Veneridae. The coding region runs from base 255 to 1034 and encodes 259 amino acids.